ACACAAGCUGUGUUUCCCAGAGAACCUCCUGGUCCUUCUCUUUUGACCGCCCGGUUGUUUCUGACAGGAUUUGGUCCCUUUUGAGGCCUCCCACAAUCUUGGCUGAGCCUUCAGGGCGGCUGUUUUUGUGGGAAGCGAUUUCAAAUCCUCCAGAGAGAUAUUUUUCUCCAUCUCCACAAAUGGUUCCUGGACAGGAAGAUGGAGAAUGUGCUGCCUCUGAAAACCACAAAGCUUUUCCUGGGCAGGGAGGAAUUGUGAGGGACUUUCCUCCACAGUCCCACGUCCAUUAUCUCUGCCGUCUCCCUUCCCCUCAGGCGCGCUCCUGUUUCCCGCCCUUUCUACCAUCCUGGCACUCUGCCCUAAUCCACCAGGGGGCGCCCGCUGCUAAGAAAAGGCAACGUCAGGCGGUUCCCGAUUGGUCCACUGGAAGACGAACGUCACAGUUGCCUUUCCAGAGGCGAGACGGGAGUGACGUCACAAACGCUUGCUGCUCUAGGACCCCGCACUCGCUCUCCUAUCCUCUGGACCUCCGCAGGAGGCUGCGCGGUUGCUGGAGAGUUUGGCUGGGGAGAUCCAGACGUUCUCCGGGUGAGGGUGGGGGGGCUCUUCCCUGGUCCCAUGCUCCCCAGCCGCCCUCUCCAUGCAGGAAGAAGCGGACCUCCAAAGCAACAGCAACAGAAGAAGCGGGGAUCCCGGGAAGGUGGGGGUCGGUGGAUCCGGCCACCCUUCCCUUACCUGUGUCGGAGGAAGAGCCUUGGAGCCAUUUGGAGUUGCUCUGCAGGAGAGAGAAAGGAUGGAGACACAACCUUUGAGAAAGGAGGGAGCCGGAAAAAGUCCUUCAGCUGCUAAGCCUGGGAAGCUCUGGACAAGGACUGGGCAGAAGAUCCUGGAGGAGGAAACCAUCCUCCCUUCAGAAGUUCAGCCCUGGAGCUUCAUCCAAUACCGGGAGGCUGAGGGUCCCCGAGGACUUUGCAGCCAACUCCAUGACUUUUGCAGGCGAUGGCUGAGACCAGAAAAGCACACCAAAGCCCAGAUGCUGGACCUGGUGGUUCUGGAGCAGCUCCUGGCUCUCCUGCCCCCAGAGAUGGAGGGCUGGGUGAGGGAAUGUGGAGCAGAGACCAGCUCCCAGGCGGUGGCCCUGGCGGAAGGUUUCCUCCUGAGCGAGGAAGAGGAACAGGUCGAAUUGAAGUGCUGUGAGGGAAAGAAGAAUCCAUCAAUUCCCCCUCAGGAGUUAUUUUUAAGGAGGAUCCUUUGGGAGAAUCCCAGUUGGGACGCCUCAGGAGAGAAACAAAGAAUGAAGUUUUCUGGCUUUUAUGACGGAGAUCAAACAGCGGUGGAAUCUCCAAAUCAAGAGAGUCUUGUUUCCUUUGAGGAGGUGGCUGUGUAUUUCUCUGAGGAGGAAUGGUCUCAGCUGGAUCCUGACCAAAAAGUGCUGCAUUCGGAAGUCAUGCUUGAAAAUCAUAGGAACGUGGUCUCUCUGGGUAAGAGUUUUCUAGUCCCCAAUCAGAGAGUUCAAGAAGACAGAUUAUAGUUAGUUUUUUUAUUAAAAAAUAAGUGAUCAGAUAUCAUCUCCUGGGAGGGAGAAGGAAAGGAUUUGGCCUUCUGGUACUCCAAGGAAGGAAAGAUUCAGUGUCUCUUUGCUUAGAUGCUUUUGGGGCAUUCCUUAUCUGUAUUUUUCCAUUUCUAUUUGAACUUAUCUGUGGAGGCUGAGAAGAAUGGGGUUUGCUUUUAUGUGUCCUCUGGAGAUCAUAUGUUAUUUUUCCUCUGAAACCUCCCCAAACUGUGUGAGAACAGAACUUUCACACUCAGGCCCUGGAGGAGGAUUCCCCCACUCCAAUUCAAGAACAAAGGCCUCUUGAAGUGUGCCUCAGAGCAUCCUAGGGGACAGGUGAUCCUCAGUUACGACAGUUCACUAAGCAA
Messenger RNA from Ahaetulla prasina, 1920 nucleotides. Its product is annotated as zinc finger protein 75D-like. Lineage: Eukaryota; Metazoa; Chordata; Lepidosauria; Squamata; Colubridae. The coding region runs from base 641 to 1531 and encodes 296 amino acids. Gene Ontology annotation, biological process: regulation of DNA-templated transcription. The record is from RefSeq and is a predicted model, not a curated record. The transcript is spliced from 4 exons.